UUGAGCAUGAUAUUUUUUCACGGUCGACUCUCGACAUCUAUUAGGUCGGGCUACGCGGAUUGUGGUAGGCAUCUGCCAUAUUCAAUUUUUUUUCUUCGGAACCUCCUAGCUUCUGAAUAACUGUGACUACCAUGGCGGCCUCGCAGUUAUAUAAAGAGGCACUUGUCAGAUUCCGCACCGAGGCACAUGAGAACUAUGACGAUAAGAAGGAUCAGAAGUCUCUUUUGGAGUUUCUGUCGGAGAGCUGGAAAUCAGCAAGCCCAGAAGACGCCAUCGAGGAGGCCAACAAUCUUGGAGACCGAAUCAAUGAGAAGCGCGGAGACCGGAAAAUCGGGAGUAUAAAGAUCCCAGGGGCUUGGGUUAAAAAUAUCCUCGAAAGUGUCGGCACCUUCGUCCAGAUCGGGAAUUAUGCCAUGACGGGGGCCCCGGAAAGUGUCGGGUUGGUUUGGUUCGCCGUUAAACUCACGCUCACUGCUAUCCAGAGCAACUAUGAACUAUAUGCUCUCUUCGGUUCGGGGCUUACCGAUACCACGGACCUCAUGAUUAUCAUCACUCAAUAUGAUCGCUUAUACGAUCAGAGGUCGAACCCGGACUGGAAGCCGAAUCCCUUAAUUGAGAAGCUCUUUGAAGACAUUAUUGUCGCCUAUUUGAGCGUUUUACGUUUUGCUUUCGCGGUCAAGCAACACUUAGGGGGUGGGGCUCGUGCACGCCUCGCUCAUGGCAUCAAGGACUUCCUUGGAACGUCCAAGUCGAAGUUCCAGGGGAUGCUAAGCGAUAUGGCAAGGGCCAAGAAGAGUGUUCUUGAGGGUACUCAAGCGGCAUUCCAAAAGAGGCUAUUCAGCGAGAUAAGUUCGGUGCAAGGGAUAGUCAAUGACGUUAAAAAGUCAAUGAUUGACAUCUGCGAAUUUCAAUCAAUUGCAGAAGAAUGGCAUAAAGAAGUACUUGGGCAAGUUGGAGCCUUAAUGCGGUCACUCGAUGAUCUCAAAUCCAGCAUCAAACAGAAAGGCCCGCGGGAAUCUGCGAUAUGCGAGUUUGAGAAGAACCGCAAGAAGCUCAACCCUCUUCCGGAGCUCAAUGGUCCUUCCAGAAUACUCAUCCGACAGAGAUUCCAAGGUACGUGCGAAUGGGUAAUGAGCGAAUCAGCAUAUAGUGAAUGGAUUCGGUCGAAAUCAAAUGGCCUAUUGUGCAUUACGGGUGGUCCAGGAACCGGAAAGUCGACUUUGCUUUCAUUCGUAUACGAUCAAUUGACCACCAAAACAAGCGGUGCUGACGAUUGUACACUCUUUUACUAUUUCUCCUGUAGCCCCGCCGGGCCUGCGGGUAUCACCCAGCAGCGUCCUGUUACAGCAUCAAGGAUCUGCAACACUCUGUUAUAUCAACUGUACUGCUUAGCUACAGAAGAUGAAAACGAUGUUGACCUCUUAAAAGAGUGCAAUAAAAUAUUUGUGAACCCGAAGGGUGGUAGGGCGAACAGCAACAAGAACAAGAUUUCAAAUGCGAAUAACCUUAUCAACCGAGAGCAGGGCGAAUACCUCCCGGACUUUAGCAUCGCUUUCCCCAAGCUUACAGCUUUGCUCCAAAGAAGGGUUUUCAUAGUGCUAGAUGCGAUAGAACGUCUAUCUUUAGACGAUCAACAAGAACUCGCAAGAAGCAUCAAUUCUCUUUUGAUCACACCAAGCCUACCCUCCGAGACAGAUAUACAUGUGCUUGUAGGGUGUGGAGAGAAAGAUAGCUUCUACAGAGAGGUUAAGCUAACGUCAACGCCGCCUCGUCAUGUUGAUAUUGAGUCGAAUAUCCAACACGACAUAGAUCUGAAACUAUCAUCAGCACUUCGGGAGGUGCCCGGUUUAACCGAGACCGAGCAGAAUAUAGCUAAAGAAGCGAUUUUGAAAAAGUCGAGCUCUUGUUUUAGUUAUAUUGUUGACAUCGCUAUCCCUUUUAUGCGCGAACCUUUCCAACGCCCACUUGCUAAUCGUUUAGCGGUCCUACCCGAAGGUGUAAACCAUACGUAUGAGGAAGCACUUCACAGCAUGGGGGCAAACUACGUUGAGCUGCUUCGAUUAGCACUCCAGUGGACACUACUGUCGCGCGCUUCACCUACUGUGGAGGAAAUUAUGGAUGCUUUCUAUGGGACUUAUACGACGAGCUCGGAGGGCUUAGAGGCCGAUUCUAGUUCUAAGGAGCGAUCGGAGUUCCCCUUUGCCUCUGAGAUAUCAAAAAGUCAACUCGAUCAAGCAAGAGUGCCGUUCCUUCACUUAGAUCUGAAUAGAAAUACAGUUAGCUAUGUUUCUCUGCAAGAUCCAGAUCAGGUCAGGGGGUUUUGCAUGCCAUCCACCGCCGCUAAACACGAGACCAUGAAUGAUCCUGAGCUCUGUAAGCGAUGCACGUCGAAGCUUUCCAUCUCUAAGCAAGUUAUUAUAUCGGAGAAGCAAGGUCACCUUGAUAUUGCCAUAACUUGCCUUCGGAGCCUGAACAACCCCCUCUUCCAAAAACGGGCGGGCUUAUUACCAAAGAUAGCAGCCGAGCCCUGUAGUGUUGACAAGGAUCCUGCGCCCGAAGAGAAGAGUAAUGCGGAACAGAAACCCGUCCAAGACAAGGAGAAUGGAGAGUCGGCCAGCGGAGAUCAAGAUAAAUUACCUAGCGAGGUCAAGACUGAAACAACGAAGUCGGCGUCUACGAACACUGAUGAAACCAAUCAAGUGUCUAACAAUGACGAUGACGACGGCGAAAUUUUAGACGACGAAGAUCAAGAAGUUGAGAAAGUCUCACCAUACGCUGAUGUUACUAGCGACGACGUCCAGGAGGGUAAUGGUAGGGAUGGAUCUACUCGAUACGAAGUCCUUUUUUGGGCCCAUCAUGUUCGUGUGGCGGAAAAGCUAUGGACAACUGUCGAAAGGUCUACCAGUGAGCCUUGGGCAGAAUUAAUGCGGGAGAUGAUUCGAUUCGUCAAUAACACAGAGGUUUUCAACAUAUGGGGAAGUAUAUAUGCCAGUAAUGAACUCACUCGGGGGACGUAUAUGGACAUUCCGCGCCUGCCUCUAUUUGCUGCAGCUUACCUGGGGCUAACUUGCUUAGCCGAUUAUCUUCUCGAUCAUGGCGCAGAACAAACCGAUAAAAAUGUGAAGCACAAUGCCUUACAAGCUGCCGCCCAAGCUAACGGCAACGUCGAAAUGCUGAAACUUCUCCUGAGGCGAGGUGGAGGCUCGACUAUCAAUUCUUACUCGACAAGCUCAAUACCUGCGUUUUACACGUGGCUCGAAUUAUCUGAAUAUUCAAGCUUGGAGAUCGUUCAACUGAUGCUUGACCAUGGCGCAAACCCCUCAAUACGCGACAGGUUCAAAUGUAAUGCCUUGCAUUAUUUUGCUUCGUCUGGAGACGACCCCAAAGUCCUCGAGCUUUUACUACACCAAGGUGGCCCGGACAAUAAGGUGGACAUUAACGCCAAAGAUAUUGAUGGAAACACACCCCUCCACUUCCUCAUAUGCCGAAAACAUGUGAUUUUACCGUUACUAAAGGCCUUUAUCGAGCAUGGCGCCGACGUAAAUAUAGACAAUAACGCCUCAACUCAGCCUCUCCAAAUGGCUAGCAUCUGGGGAGAAGUUGAAUGCAUGAAGAUCAUUAUUCCAAAGGUCGACAACAUAGAUGAUGACGACAAGGACGGCGAGAGCGCCCUGAUUCAAGCGGUGGUGUAUGGGCGUGCCGACUCUGUAAAACUGUUAGCCGAGAGUGGUGCCAAUCCUAACCUAGAGAAUCGCCACGGUCGCAUUGCUCUUCAGUAUGCAGCACGGUACGGCUACAAUGAGUCUUUACAAUGUCUACUCGAUCAUAAAGCCGAUAUCACCCAUUUAGACAAACACGGAAGGUCCCCAUUAUUCUAUGCCUGCCUUGGCACGUCUCCGGAGUCGGCAAAUCUAGUCCUUGGUAUCUUACUAAAGAGGAAGAUACCUAUGUCUAAAAUCAACGCCUCGACAAUUCGAAUGAGAACGCCUCUUCGCCAAGCGGCAUCUCGCGGGCUUGAUGAAGUGGUUGAGAAGCUGAUAAAAGCCGCGCAAGCAGAAGAGGAUCCCGCCAGUCUCGCUAUAGACCUACAAGAUGCCAGGAAGGGUAUGACAGCUUUACAUCGCGCGGCUUUGAAUGGCCACAAGGGCUGCAUCCAACUAUUACUCGAGGCAAAUGCCAAUUCUAAGAUAAAAGACAAGAAUAACAAAACAGCAUUAAUAUUAGCGUAUGAAAAAUGGGCGCUAGUAUACAAUCCUACGAACCCCGAUCAGUCGUCGUUUGAGGAUAUCAUCUCCGUCUUAAUCGAAAAAGACCAACAAGCCGCUAAAGAUGAUCCUGAUCUCCUAUCCGUUUGUGCGAUAAAUGGUAGCCUAAGACUAGCUAAACAGCUGCGCAGUCUUGGCGCGAACCUCAACCGCCAGGAUAAGUACGGAUGGACACCACUUGACCUUGCUCAGAAGUACAGACAACGGGGGAUCGAAAUAUUCCUCCGCGAGCAAGCGAGCAUAUCGACGCCGCGCUGGAGUAUGCCCGUACCAGAUAGUGAUACCAGUAUAUCGGAGGAUGGGUUGACUAUCACACAUACGUCUUCCAAAAGAACCUGUAUCUCGACCAACCGGCCUCUGCCAGCUGGUCUAGAGAAAUUCUACUUCGAGGUUACUAGUAAGCCACUAGAAGGGGUAAACCAAGUCGAGUACCCAGAGGUCGCCGUAGGUUUCGCUACCUUUGACGCCUCAACUAUCAGAUUCCCCGGCUGGCCACCUUGGAAGGACGCACCGUUCGUGAAGUCUUGGGCUUAUCACGGCGACGACGGCGCAAUGUACGCAUACACCAACUGGAUUUCAGCGGCGCAAGAUGAUAACCUCCGAUACGGUCCAAGAGACACAAUUGGGUGCGGUGUUGAUCUAACAAACCAUACUAUCUGGUUUACUCGAAACGGAGUGAAAUUGGAGCAUACAUUCUCUGGUGUACAAGGCCGCUUAUUUCCCGUGAUAGGCUUUUCGGCCGCAGCUUCGAUGGAGGCGAAAUUCAACAGUCCCUUCAUGUGGAAAGGGGUCGACGGGACUGAGCCGGUGGCCUGAAGAAUGAAAGAUAUACUGAGAUUCGAGGGAAUUUGUUUCGCAUUACCAUUUCAUAACCUAGUUUACCAUCCCACACAAUCC
Messenger RNA from Hypoxylon trugodes, 5162 nucleotides. Its product is annotated as ankyrin repeat-containing domain protein. Gene Ontology annotation, cellular component: cytoplasm; nucleus. The record is from RefSeq and is a predicted model, not a curated record. NCBI's taxonomy places the organism in Eukaryota, Fungi, Ascomycota, Sordariomycetes, Xylariales, Hypoxylaceae. The transcript is spliced from 2 exons. The coding region runs from base 132 to 5081 and encodes 1649 amino acids. Gene Ontology annotation, molecular function: protein binding.